AUGGCGUCCAAGCAAGAUCAGUACCAGGAUCAGUUGUCAGAAGGCGACAACGACGACAAUCCCGUGGACACAAAGGAUCCGCAAUUAAGGAAAUUGCAAGAUUUCAUGGACAACCGCUUUUUGCUUGUUUGCACCGCAGUUUUCACUUUCUUUUGCCUGUUUGGCGAGGAUGUAAGAAUCUGUUUCUUCGGCAAGGCAGCAGAUAAUUUUUUCUACUUUCUUUUCAUCAUUUGUCUGUUGUACUUCAUUUUCGAGUUUGUGUUAUUCUCUAUUAUCCAAGAUGGGUACAGGUGGGGCUUCUUCUUCUGGCUCGACCUGGCGGCUACUGUCAGUUUGCUUCUCGACAUUGACUGGAUUUCCGACGCGCUCGUGAGCUGGCGACUCGACUGGCUUGAUAACUACGAGAAUACAACUUCUUUCCUAGACUCCGACACAACAGGCGUGAUUGGAAUGGUUCGCCUCAUCCGUCUCAUUCGUCUCAUGAAACUCUACAAGAUGACGACGGCGCGGAGUGAGACAGACCAACAAGAUAGGCUGCGGGAAGAAGCUCGGACGGCUCUGAACGCGAAACAAGCGGCACUCAAACGCGUUGAAGCUAGUCGCCUGGGGAAGCAGCUCUCUGACAUGAUUACGAGGAUCGUCAUUCUCGGUAUCCUUCUGGUGCUCAUAUGCCUUCCACUGAUCAAAACAUCGGUGGUCGUCGACAACUCAAGAUGGCUGGGUCUAAGAAAUCUCUAUUGGGUUGGCGAAAACGUCUGUGGUCGCGGGCCUGACGGUUCCCGAAGCCCUUGUCUCGUUGCAGAGAACGGCGAGAUCGCUUGGAAAUGGCAAAUUCUGCAGUAUGCAGGAGUCACGAGGGAGAAUUCGGAUUCCAAGCUAUUGUGGCUUUACGUGACAAGUUACCCUGAAAAGGGGAAGCUUCGUGAUAUUGAACGCAUCUCGCUGGAAGUCAACGGCAAGAUUCUAACGUGGAAACAAACGAUCGAAUGCGCAGGGAUACGAAACCCAAACUGUCCCUGGAGAGACGAUGAACAAGAUCUGAUCGUUUAUGAAGAGCGAGGUAUUCGCACCUAUGCAAAAUUCCUCAAGAGAGAGGAGAGGCAACAAGAAGCUAUCCUCAACAUGCUACUCACACUGUUCGUCAUCGUUGUCCUUUGCGUUCUGAUCUUCGUGUUCGCGCGAGACACACAGAUCCUUGUGGUCGCCCCUAUUGAGAAAAUGGUGAACAUUGUGAAGCAACUUGCGGACGACCCCCUGCGGCAGCCGACCAUGGAGCCUCAGACGGAGGAGAGCUCUGAGAAACAAAAGAGCGCAAACCAACUGGAAACGUCAAUGCUCGAAACAACUAUCCUCAAAAUCGGAGGUCUCUUACAGGUUGGUUUUGGCGAGGCUGGAGCAAGUAUAAUAGGGCGAAACAUGCGGAGCGGAGAUGGUGAUUUAAAUAUUAUGAUACCAGGAGAGAAGGUCCAGGCAAUCUUCGGUUUCUGUGACAUUCGGUCGUUCACCGAGAUCACCGAGUGCCUGCAAGAAGACGUGAUGGUGUUCAUCAAUACCGUUGGCAACAUCGUCCAUAAUUGUUGCCACCUGUGGAACGGUGCUGCAAACCAAAAUGUUGGCGACGCCUUCCUUUUUACGUGGAAGCUUGGACACGCAUUCGAAGCCGAUCGCAUCAAGGAUAAUCACGAGGCUGUCGAGUCAGGAGAAAUGGCGAAUAAGGCCCUCGUAGCCUUUGUCAAGACCAUUGUCGAGAUUCGACGCAAUUCAGACCUCAUAGCAUUUGAGAGAGACCCUCGAAUGACUUCGAGAUUCGGAGUUGGAUAUCGACUCAAGAUUGGCUACGGCCUCCAUGUGGGGUGGGCAAUUGAAGGUGCCAUAGGGUCUGACUUUAAGAUCGACGCAUCUUACUUAUCUCCGCAUGUUACCCUCACUCAACGGAUACAAGAAGCAACGAAGAUAUAUCACACGCCCCUCCUGCUUUCAGAAUCUGUCUACUUCAUGCUGUCGGUCAAAUCUAAAGGUCGCAUUAGAAAAGUGGAUGUCGUCAAAGCCGAUGAGAACCAAGCGCAACACCUGGGACUAUACUGCUUUGACAUCAAUGACCAAAUCCCUCGAGGGCCAGCAGACCCUCAAAGAGUUCUUGGAGACGUGGUCAAACCUGACGACGUCCUCGAAAUUCCGACUGAACAUCUCCGCGGACCCGGAGUCGAGUAUAUGUUCGUUGUAGAUGCGGACAUCAGUACGCUCCAAGAAGGGUUCUCGGACCAGCUGUAUACUGAAUACAGAGCGGCGUUCUGCAAAUAUAUCGAGGGGGAGUGGGGGGAAGCAUCCGAGGGAUUUAAACGGUGCCUAGAGAUUCUUCCAGGAGACGGGCCUUCCACAGCCCUGCUCGACUUCAUGAAAAGGACGGAUUUCAAGGCCCCGGAGAACUGGCGUGGCUACCGCAUCCUCCCAAUUCUAAAAAAGUACUGA
This is a messenger RNA of Toxoplasma gondii ME49, 2469 nucleotides long. Its product is annotated as adenylate and guanylate cyclase catalytic domain-containing protein. The record is from RefSeq and is a predicted model, not a curated record. NCBI's taxonomy places the organism in Eukaryota, Apicomplexa, Conoidasida, Eucoccidiorida, Sarcocystidae. The transcript has 13 exons. Gene Ontology annotation, biological process: cyclic nucleotide biosynthetic process; intracellular signal transduction. Bases 1 to 2469 code for a protein of 822 amino acids.